This is a messenger RNA of Zingiber officinale, 1065 nucleotides long. Its product is annotated as cell number regulator 6-like. The record is from RefSeq and is a predicted model, not a curated record. The transcript is spliced from 4 exons. Bases 168 to 887 code for a protein of 239 amino acids. NCBI's taxonomy places the organism in Eukaryota, Viridiplantae, Streptophyta, Magnoliopsida, Zingiberales, Zingiberaceae.
GGCCGGUUACCUUUCCAUUUUUAUCGUUCAAUGCAUGUCGUUCCAAUUCGAUUCCCCUUCCCUUCUCCACUAGGGUUUGCUUCUCUCACAUCGGCUCCAGCUGAGCCGUUGGCUCUGGCGGGUGAGAUCAUACCUCUCGAAUCUAUUGCGCUACUGGAGGAUUGACGAUGAUGCCGGAUGAACCGGUGCCUUCGAGGUACGUGAAGCUCACCAAGGAUCAGGAUGCGCCGUUGGAGGAGAUCCGCCCUGGAGAGCUCAACCAGCCCGUUCACGUUCCUCAGUUGGAAGUUCGCCGAUGUAUCGAAUGCGGGCAACCCUUACCGGAGAGCUAUGAACCACCUGCAGAUGAAGCUUGGACAACUGGCAUUUUUGGCUGUGUUGAUGAUCCUGAUAGCUGUUGGACUGGGUUGUUCUGUCCUUGUGUGUUGUUUGGUCGCAAUGUGGAGAGGCUUAGAGAAGAUACACCAUGGACAAGUCCUUGUAUUUGCCAUGCUAUCUGUGUUGAAGGUGGCAUUGCACUUGCAGUUGCUACAGCAUUUUUCCAUGGAAUUGACCCAAGGACAUCAUUUUUUAUUGGAGAAGGAUUAGUCUUUGCAUGGUGGAUGUGUAGCAUCUACACUGGUAUAUUUAGGCAAUCUUUGCAGAAGAAAUAUCAUCUAAAGAAUUCUCCUUGCGACCCUUGCAUGGUUCAUUGCUGCAUGCAUUGGUGUGCCAUCUGUCAGGAGCACCGGGAAAUGAAAGGUCGGCUAUCUGACAAUCUUGUCAUGCCAAUGACGGUUGUCAACCCACCACCCGUGCAGGAGAUGAGUGAUCGAAACAGUUCUGCAGUCCCUGGACCUGGUACCCAACAGAACAGCCAUGCUGAAGUGGAGACACAAGUUUUAUAGUUUGGAGUGAUUCUCAUGUACUUGCUUGAGAACAUCGGACAGAAUAUAAGGUAACAAAUCAUUCAUUUAGGUUUCUUUUCUUGUGGAACCUGUUGGCAUCGAUAUGAAUGAACAUCAUGCAUUUGGAUGCAUCUUGUGGUUUAAAUGGGUAAAUAUAUGGCCAUUUGCUUUUCAAUCA